This is a messenger RNA of Adelges cooleyi (spruce gall adelgid), 3376 nucleotides long. RefSeq names its product lysosomal alpha-mannosidase-like. Gene Ontology annotation, cellular component: lysosome. Gene Ontology annotation, biological process: mannose metabolic process. Lineage: Eukaryota; Metazoa; Arthropoda; Insecta; Hemiptera; Adelgidae. The record is from RefSeq and is a predicted model, not a curated record. Gene Ontology annotation, molecular function: carbohydrate binding; alpha-mannosidase activity. The transcript is spliced from 16 exons. Bases 179 to 3175 code for a protein of 998 amino acids.
AUGAUAACGUCAUGACCUUAGCUCUAAAUAAUAUAGUCAAAUAGUUUUUAAAGGUAUAUUAUUAGUUAUAUUAUAACAUCGGUAUUGGUCGGUACAUAGGUACUCUAUUUUAUGUUGUGCAUAACCGAGUAAAGUAAUCGGUCGUGUUACCUAUCAUAUUUUAUUACACUUACUAGCAAUGCAGUUAUUGAUUUUAUUUACGCUUUUCCUUGUCGGAACUUUUGCCGGACCUUGCGGAAAUCGAAACACAGGAAAAUGCGGAUACGAGUCUUGUCACCCAAUCAAAGACGGCUAUAUAAAUGUGCAUUUUGUGCCUCAUUCUCAUGACGACGUCGGUUGGCUGAAGACAGUUGAUCAAUACUAUUAUGGCACUAAUAAUACUAUACAAUUGGCGGCCGUGCAAUUUAUUUUUGACUCUGUUCUCGAAGCUCUGUCUAAAAAUCCAGAUCGAAGAUUUAUUUAUGUGGAAACCGCAUUCUUUUGGAAAUGGUGGGAAAAACAAAACGAAGAAACCCAAGCAGCGGUUAAAGAUCUAGUAUCGUCUGGUCGUUUAGAAUUCAUCGGUGGAGCUUGGAGCAUGAAUGAUGAGGCAAAUGCUAACUACAUUUCCAUCAUAGACCAAUUCACCUGGGGUUUGAGAAAACUUAACGACACUUUUGGAGCGUGUGGGAGGCCUCAUAUCGGUUGGCAAAUCGAUCCUUUUGGUCAUACGAGACAAAUGGCAGCGCUGUUCACGUUAUUUGGUUACGAUGGUCUUUUCUUUGGUCGUUUAGACUACGAAGAAAAAUCGCAAAGACUAAGAAAUAAAACAGCUGAAAUGAUAUGGCAGUCAAGCCCUAACUUAGGUCGGUCGGCUGAUCUUUUUACUCACGCUCUGUACAACAUAUACGUUUCGCCUAAAGGGUAUUGUUUCGACAUAAAAUGCGCAGAAGAUCCUAUCGUUGACGACAAAGAGAGUCCCCUAUACAAUGUGGAAUGGAAGGGUGAGGGACUUAUUGACUGGAUUAAUAACCAAUCUAGCCAAUAUAAAACCAACAAUAUUAUACUAACUAUGGGUGACGAUUUUCAAUAUACCGCUGCUGGAAUAAAUUUUUAUAGUAUGGACAAAAUUAUUAAAUACAUAAAUUCGAAACAAUCGUCCGGAAGUAAAAUUAACGCUAUAUAUUCUACGCCGUCCUGUUACUUAAAAGCUGUUAACGAUCGCAACGAAACUUUUCCUACGAAAUCUGACGAUUUUAUACCAUACAAAAGUGAUAAACACUCUUAUUGGACGGGCUUUUUCACCUCGCGGCCAACCCAAAAGUAUUACGAACGAAGAGGUAACAAUAUUCUACAGACGUGUAAGCAACUCGCUGUGCAAAGUAUGGAGGGAUUUAAAUACGAAUCAAAAAUCACACCUCUUCGCGAAGCAAUGGGCAUAAUGCAGCACCACGACGCCAUAACUGGUACGGCUAAACAGCAUGUGGCGAACGAUUAUGCCAGAAUACUGAGUAACGGCAUACAUGAAUGCGUUGAAGCUACAUCAACUAUACUAUCGAGAAUUUCCGGUUUUACGAAAUCGAACUACACAACUUGUCCUUUGAUGAACAUCAGCGCGUGUGCCGUUUCUGAACAAAGUGACCAAUUUUUGGUGACUAUAUACAAUCCACUAAGCAGACCGAUAACUGAAUUUGCACGUCUGCCCAUUUCCGAUAAUGACUCGUACGACGUAAUAGAUCCUCAGAAAAAAAAACUCAUUACACAAAUAGUGCCUUUACCGAAAUCAGUUAUUGACAUACCUGGCCGAGUGUCAUCCGCAGUAGCUGAACUCAUAUUUGAAGCUACUAAUUUACCUCCGUUAGGCUAUAAAUCAUUUAUUGUCAGAAAAGAUCCCACCAAAAAAACUACAAAUGGUACGUUUACAAGAUCAGCACAACUAGAAAAUAAUUCAGUAGAUAUUGGCGAUAAGUGGUUUGGCUUAAAAAUCAACGCCCAAGACUCAAGACGUUACACAAUGUACGUGGAUGGACAAGAGAUACCAUUAACCCAAGAAUUUAUGUACUAUAAGAGCAUGGCCGGAAAUAAUUCAGAAGACGUCCACAGAGCCUCCGGAGCGUAUAUAUUCAGACCAAAUGGGUCGGCUUCGUCUAUUUGCGACCACUUGAAUGAGUCUAAAAUAUUUAAAGGACCUUUAGUACAAGAAAUUCAUACUACAUGUAAUAAUUGGACGAGUCAAGUAGUUAGAAAGUACAAAGGAGAUGAUCAUUUCGAAUUCGAAUGGCUCGUGGGGCCAAUUCCGGACAAUGACAAUAUUGGAAAAGAAGUUAUAUCUCGUUUCAAACUGUCGAAUUAUCAUAAUGACAAAACAUUCUAUACGGAUUCAAACGGCCGGGAAAUGUUGAAACGAGUUUUAAACUAUAGAAGUUCGUUCGAUUUAAAAGAAAACGUAGAAAACAUAUCCGGGAAUUAUUAUCCAAUUAAUUCACAAAUAAUGCUAACAGAUGGUCGGACUCGGUUUGCCGUUCUUAACGAUAGAGCUCAGGGUGGAUCAAGUCUCGACGAUGGGGAACUUGAACUUAUGGUUCAUAGGAGAAUGUUUUUCGACGACGAUUUUGGCGUUGGUGAAGCACUAAACGAGCCGGCGUAUGGAACGGGGUUGGUAGUUAGAGGCCAACAUUACUUGACUUUUGGUUCGGCCGAUAACCAGUUUGCAGUACAAAGACUGUUAGCUCAAAAAAAACUUAUUAGGCCACAAUAUUUGUUUUCAAAAAUAUCGCCGGCGGUCUCAUAUGAAGAAAUAAAAAGCACUACUACAUUGGAGUUUUCUGGUAUGAAAAAUGCUCUUCCGGAUAAUGUUCAGUUGUUAACUUUAGAACCCUGGAAAGAAGGGACUGUUUUACUCAGAUUGGAACAUAUUUUCGAGUACAAUGAAGAUAAAAAUUUAUCAAAACCAGUCGUUAUAAAUGUUCAGGACUUAUUUACAAAGUUCCGCAUAGUAUCGCUAAGAGAAACUAUUCUUGGUGGAAAUCAAUGGUUGUCACAACACACUAAGCUGUCAUGGAGGACCGAAGACAAUACUAUUGUAAAAGAAGAAAUACCAAUCAGCAAUAACGGCGAGACAACUGACCCAAAACACAUUUCGUUGACACCAAUGCAAAUAAGAACACUUGUUGCUGAAAUUGUCCCAGCGUACUAAUGUGCACUAUGUAAAAUUUAUAGUUAAAGUUUAUUUUUUUUUUUACAUAUUUUAGUCAUAGAUAUCUAGUAAAUUUGUAUCCAUAACUUUAAGUAAAAUUUAAUAGUUUUAAUUACCGGUUUCAACAUUUUUUUCAAAUUUUAUAUAGUUAAGACUAUUUUUUGUACUUAUAAAAAUAAAAUGAGAACUACCUAUCAGAUA